Molecule: messenger RNA, 3912 nt
Organism: Indicator indicator
Lineage: Eukaryota; Metazoa; Chordata; Aves; Piciformes; Indicatoridae
Gene: AFF1
Product: ALF transcription elongation factor 1
Exons: 21
Coding region: 3-3611 (1202 amino acids)
Biological process (GO): regulation of gene expression
Cellular component (GO): super elongation complex; nucleus
Source: RefSeq, a predicted model, not a curated record
GAAUGAACUUCGCGAUGGCUGCCCAGUCGAGCUUGUACAACGAGGACAGAAACUUGCUGCGGAUGAGAGAGAGGGAGAGGAGGAAUCAGGAGGCACUGCAGGGCAGAGACAAGUUCCCUCAGAAGACCCCGCUCUUUGCAGAGCCCUACAAGACCAACAAGGGCGAUGAGUUGUCAAGCCGCAUCCAGAACAUGCUGGGCGAUUACGAGGAGGUCAAGGAGUUCAUCAGCAACAGAUCCCACCAGGAUUUCAUCGGGAUUCCCAAAGUGGUUGCUCCCCUGCUCCCCCUGGGCAAGCCCGCCCGGCCCUCCCUCCCGGAGAAGAGCAGCCAGCCGCUGGCACCCCCCUGCCAGCCUGCCACCCACUGCCCGCCCGCGCUGGCGGCCCCGCACCGCGCCCUCCCCCGCCAGAAGGCACCACCCCGGGCAGAGCCCACCCUGGCCCUGCACCCCAAGGGCCUCUGCUUGCCCAGCUCCCAGGGCACAGGCCGAGAGCGCAGCCGGGGGGGCCAGGAGAGUCGUGCAGGCUGGCAGCCCAAGAGGAGCGAGAGGCGGGCACCGGGUGAGGCUCCUGCUGAGCAGCUGCAGGCCUCUCUCCUGGCGCUUUCUCCGCUGCUCUCAGCUCUGUCUUCUCCAGUGGCUCCCCUGUCCCCUCUACAUUCCAGCCAGCACGCCAGUGCCGGGUCACAGAGCGGCAGCAAGGGCCGUGGGCUCACCUCCAGGCAGCCAGAGGCAUCUCAGGACCUGGGGGCAGGCUCAGAGGAGAAGGAGAGCUGGGAGGGCCCAGCCCUUCCCCUGGCCAGCACCGCUCAGCCUCCCUCUCAAGCUUUCCCCCAGCCUUUGCCAUCCAAACCCAGUGCAAUGCAGCAGAAGCCAACUGCCUACGUCAGACCAAUGGAUGGCCAGGAUCAGGCCCCAGUGGAGUCACCGGAGCUCAAACCUCUCCUGGAGGAAUACCAUGGAGAGCCCUAUGGGAAGAUCUUGGAUUUGAAGGCGAAUGCCAAAGCCAAGCUAUCCAAACUGGAAAUCCCUUCAGAGCCCCUGGAGCAAACCUUCCCUGGUGAUGUCCACUCCAUUGAAGACAUUUUGAAGGAAAUGACCCACUCCUGGCCACCUCCCCUGACAGCUAUUCACACCCCCAGCACAGCAGAGCCUUCCAAGUUCCCAUUCCCAGCAAAGGAGCCACAGCACACUGGAGCUGCAGCCCAGAGUCAGAGGCAGUAUGAGGCACCCUCCAAACCCUUGCCUGCUCCUCAGCCACCACCAUCCAUGCUCCAGGAGGACCUGCACCUCAGUGACAGUGAAGAGAGUGGUGAUGACCAAGUUGUUGAACAGCCACCUCCUGAGCUCGCUCCUCCAGGCUACAGUGCCCUGCAGUCCCAGCCCAGGAGCGUGGCCUCAGCACAUUCCAGCAGCCUGGAGUCGGGGGGGAGCACCAGCGGCUCCGACAGCUCCUCCGACUCGGAGACCGACAGCAGCGCCAGCGACGCCAACACCCUGCCCCCAGUGCCAGCCCCUCAGCCCGAGCCCCCAGCCUGUAACAAGUGGCAGCUGGACAACUGGCUGAGCAAAGUGAACCCUGCAGCAGUGCCAACAGACAGCGUCAGCCAAAGCAGCCCUGGGCAUGGACCUGAGGAGGAUAAGGAGCAGCAGCAGGGCAGCAGCAGCUCCUCCCAGCAGCCCCCUGAGCCCAGGGAGCCUGAUCUGCAGGGCUGCAGCCCAGCAGCUCCUCAGGAUGCUCAGCUGCCCCCCGAGCCCAGCUGCCAGCAGGCUCCUGGGCACACCCAGGAGCCCUUGCCCAGGCACACUGUGGGCAUCAAAAGGCCCAGCAAGGCCCCAGUGCAUGAGGAGCCCAAGGGAGGCCUGAAGGUGGAGAGUGAGCCUGGGCUGUGUGAGCUCAGGGAGCAGCCCUGCAGGGACAAGCCCAAGGUCAAAACGAAAGGGAAGGCGAAAUCCAGAGACAGGAAAGAGCCAAAGCCAGCACUGCCAGAGCCCCCUGAGAAGAGAAAGCACAAAAACUCUCAGCAGGCCAGUGCCAAACCCUUCCUGGACCCCAAGCCCACCAGAGAGCUCUGGUUUGGCAGUGCCCAGGAGCACCUCAUUCUCAGUCCCCUUCCUGAAGGCCAGGGCACCACCCCCCCCAGGACUAGUGGCCACAGGCCUCCCACGGUGGCCAGAGAGGAUUGUCACAAGGAGAAGCUUCCCUUGCCUGGCCAGGAGAGCAAGCUGGGCUCCCCAGUGAGGGACCCCUGCAACCCCCAGUCCCUGGUGGUGAAAAUCCAUCUGCCCCUCCUGUCAAGAGUGCCCCAGUCCUCGGGGACAAGCAGCCAGCAGAAGAGAGCAGAGGCCAAGGAGCACCCUGGGGCAAGGAAGAGGAAAGCCACAGACCCUCCUGACAAGCCUCUGCCAAAGAGGAAGAGGAAAAUGGAGGAGGAGGUUGAGAGGAAGAAACCUAAAUCAGAACAGAAAAGCAUCCCCCUGCUGCCUGCAGCUGAGAAAGACUCCAGCAAGCUGAAAACACCAAAAGCUCCAUGUGAAACCCAGAACCAAGACCUCCUGCUCCCCACAGCACUGCCACCCAAGUCUGCUGCAGCCAAGCCAAGCAAGGUGGCCCCAAAGAGACCAAUAAGUGAGAGCAGAGAGCUGCCAGACACAGACAACACUGCCAGGAGCAAGAGCAGCCACAAGGAUCCUUUGAGCUCCAAGCACAGGAAGGUGGAGAGCGAUCAGCCUGGGCUGUCCAAGGGCAUCAAAGGAUCUGCAGGGGAUGUCUCAAAGCCUUUCCCAGUGCCUUCUUUGCCAAAUGGUACCUCCAAGCCAAGGAGACCUCAACUCAAGGCUGAAAAGAAGCAUCCAGUGGAACACUACAGAGAAGAGGCCAAGAGGCUGAAGCACCAAGCUGAUUCCAUGACAGACAAGACUGGCAAGGCCCUGCAGUACCUGGAUGCUGCCCUGGCCUUCAUUGAGUAUGGGAUUGCCUUGGAGCUGGAUGCACCAGCACCAAAAUCAGCUUCCAGCAUCUUCAGGGACACCAUAGACCUCAUCCAAUUCAUCACCAGAGUGAUGUCCUUCACAGGCUCCUCAGCAUCCUGCCACGAAGAGAUCUUCCUGGUGUUAUGCACACGGUGCCAGGCCCUCCUGCACAUGGCCAUGUUCCAGUACAAAAGAGAGACUGCAGUGAAGUAUUGCAGGCUCCUGAGUGACCUCUUCAAGAUCUCUUCCAGAGCAGCACCAGCAGCCUCUCCCUGUGUGGCAAGGAGCACAGGCUUGCCUUCUCCUCUCUCUCCAUUGCCUUCUCCUGCUGGGUCUGGGAGCUCUCAGCCAGGAUCAAAUGCCAGCAGCUCCAGUGGCAGCAGCUCUUCAGUCACAGUCCCCAGCAAUGUCCCCAGCAUCACCUCCUCCUACAUCAGCAUCACCUCCUACAUCCUGCAGGCCUGGGAGCUGUGGGAGCAGGCUGAUGGCCUGGCCAAGAAGAACAAGGCCUCUGCAGAGUUUUUUGCUGAGCUGAGCACAGCCACUGGCCCCCUGGCUCUGACCAGCAGCCUGAGGGAGCUGCUCCACUACACCAGGCAGGGCCUGCAGUGGCUGAGGAUGGAGACCAACAGCCCUUAGAGUGGUGCUCAGCCUCUGCUGGAAGGACCUGGAACUUCUUUGCACUUUGGAAGCCUCAGAAGCAGUCUGACUUCCUGAGCUGUUGGACACAAAGCACCUGCAAGGGGGAAGGAAGGCCAGGGAAGGGAUCUGGUUACACUGGAAACACUUUUGGGGGGGUUUUGGUUGAGUUUACUUUUUGGUUUUGUUUUUUGUUUUGUUUUGGUUUUUUUUUCGUACAGAGAGAAGAGCUGGAGGAAAGCCUCAGCCUUGCUGGCACCUCCCUUCAGAGUGCCAAAGUGCAAUGAAUUUGUCCCAGUGG